AUGCUCAAUCCUUCCAUCAUCAGUCAAUCAUCUCAUGAACCCUCAUUAUAUCAACAAGCAGUCAAUGUGCCAACUUUCCCCUUGGAUGAUUUGGAAAUGAUAAAGGUAUUAGGAAGGGGAUGUAUGGGCAAAGUCAUGCUUGUGAGAUCAAAAAAGACAAUGGAAUUGUACGCAUUGAAAUCAAUCGUUAAACAGCAUGUGAUCGAGCAACGAGAGAUUACACAUACAAUUGAUGAACGAAAUAUCCUGGUAGCAUUAUCUGAAAUCAAUCAUCCUUACCUUGCAAAACUACAUACUGCAUUUCAAGAUGAGCAUCGAUUAUAUCUUUUGACCAAUUAUUACUCUGGUGGUGAUUUAGCCACACAUAUGGCCAGAUUGUACACCUUUCCUAAAGAAUCAGCCCUCUUUUAUGCUGCAGAAAUCAUAGACGGAAUAGGUGAACUUCAUCGACUAGGCAUACUCUACCGAGAUCUCAAGCCAGAGAAUAUCCUUUUCACAGGGGAUGGACAUAUCAUCUUGACCGACUUCGGUCUUAGCAAAUGGUUAGAUAAAGAUGACCCUCAGACUCACACAUUCUGUGGCACUGCUGAAUACUUGGCACCUGAAGUCUUGCUUGGCGAGCCUUACUCUUUUGGUAUUGAUUACUGGAGCUUUGGUACCAUCCUGUAUGAAAUGCUCGCAGGUGUAACGCCUUUCUGGGCAGACAAUCACGCGGAUAUGUAUCGACGCGUGCUCGAGGACCCUUUGGAGUUUCCUUCAGAUAUAUUCGAUUAUGAAACAGCCGAAUUUAUCUCUGAUCUCCUUGACCGUGACCCAUACACGAGACUAGGUGCACAAGGUGUUGACGAAAUCAAAGAUCAUGUUUAUUUCGCGGACAUUUCUUGGGAUGACAUCAAACAACGAAAGCUACAGCCACCUCUAGCACUCAUUUCUCCAGUCAAAGAAGAGGAGCUGGAUUUUACCAAUUUUGAUCCUGAUUUCUUGGCCAUGCCUCCUUCUCUGACUCCUGUUCCCUCAGAGAUGGACUUGACAGAGGAAAUUCAGGAUAUUUUUGACGAUUAUUCGUUCAUAGACAAUGACUAUGAACAAGCACAUCAAACUGUUGUGGUGCAUAAUAUACCAGCACGUAAGCGUGGAAGUAUCAGCAUGCUUUCUGACAGCCUUUGCUUAAAUGAAAGCAAAAAGGAUGAAGAAGCGAGAUACGCUAAAAGACGAAAUACAAAUACGUUUGAAGAUCAUCAAAUGACCACGCUGGACGUGGACAAAGAGGUGCCGAUCAUACCAAAAACAAUUGACUCUUCCGCAUUCGAAUUUUCCAAUUUACCAGACCUUAGACUAUCCUUUGACUUGAAACAGCAUAAUACAAGUACAACAACUACAGCUAAUAAUUCAACAAAAAGUAGAAAAAGCAAAGCUAAAAAAUUUUUUUCUCUCCUUCUUUAA
Molecule: messenger RNA, 1443 nt
Organism: Rhizopus microsporus ATCC 52813
Lineage: Eukaryota; Fungi; Mucoromycota; Mucoromycetes; Mucorales; Rhizopodaceae
Product: kinase-like protein
Exons: 2
Coding region: 1-1443 (480 amino acids)
Biological process (GO): protein phosphorylation
Molecular function (GO): ATP binding; protein serine/threonine kinase activity
Source: RefSeq, a predicted model, not a curated record